Heteronotia binoei (common prickly gecko) is the source of this 1693-nucleotide messenger RNA. RefSeq names its product zinc finger protein OZF-like. The record is from RefSeq and is a predicted model, not a curated record. The transcript has a single exon. NCBI's taxonomy places the organism in Eukaryota, Metazoa, Chordata, Lepidosauria, Squamata, Gekkonidae. Gene Ontology annotation, molecular function: DNA-binding transcription factor activity, RNA polymerase II-specific; RNA polymerase II cis-regulatory region sequence-specific DNA binding. Gene Ontology annotation, biological process: regulation of DNA-templated transcription. Bases 45 to 1505 code for a protein of 486 amino acids.
GAACAGACAUCUCUGAUCAAACUCAGUAUAGUGUCCCUUUACAAAUGCACAGUGGAAAAAAGACCCAUCAAUGCCCGGAGUGUGAAAAGAGCUUCCUUUGGCGAGCAGAGCUGCUUAGACAUCUAAGAACACAUUUGGCAGAGAAACCUUAUAGCUUUUCAGACUGCAGCAAGAGCUUCUCAGAGAAAUCAGAUUUUGUUCAAAAUCAAUGGAUUCAUUCAGGAGAGAAGCCAUCUAUUUGCUCGGAGAGUGGAAUAACGUUCUCUGAUGGAAGAAAGGGUAAUAUCCCUUUUCCAAAGCACAGUAUAAUGAAGGCACGUAAACCUUUUUGGUGUGGAAAGUAUUUCAAAUACACAUCACAGUUCCUUGUACAUCACAAAAUACACAGAGGGGAGAAAGCCUUUGAACACUCAGCCUGCGAAAAGAGUCAGAGCGGCCAUAUUCAAGAGCAUCAAAUAAUUCACACAAGGGAGAAACCUUUUGAAUGCUCAGAAUGUGGAAUGAAAUCCAGUUGGGCUGACACUCUUCAACGGCAUCUUAAAACCUGCACUGGGGAGAAACCUUUUGCAUGCUCAAAGUGUGGAAAGAAGUUCAGUUGUAGUUCCAAUCUUCAACGGCAUCUAAAAACCCAUACAGGGGAGAAGCGUUAUGAAUGCUCAGAGUGUGGAAAGCGAUUCAGUUCAUCCAGCAGUCGUAAGAAGCAUCUAAGAACCCAUACAGGCGAGAAGCCUUUUGCUUGCUCAGAGUGUGGAAAGAGAUUCAGUCAGGGUGGCACUCUUCAAAAGCAUCAAAGAAUCCACACAGGGGAGAAACCUUUUGAUUGCUCAGCAUGUGGAAAGAAAUUCAGUCAGAGUGGCCAUCUUCAACAGCAUCAAAGAAUCCACACAGGGGAGAAACCUUUUGUAUGUUUAGAGUGUGGAAUGAAAUUUAGUCGAACUGACAGUCUUCAACAGCAUCUUAGAACGCACAUGGGGGAAAAACCUUUUGAAUGCUCAGUGUGUGGACAGAAAUUCAGUAGGAGUGGCAAUCUUCACCAGCAUCUACAAACUCACAGAAGGGAGAAAUCUUUUGAAUGCCCAGCAUGUGGAGUGAAAUUCAAUCGGAGUUCCAAUCUUCAACGGCAUCUAAGAACCCAUACGGGGGAGAAGCCUUUUGAAUGUUCAAAGUGUGGAAAGCGAUUCAGUUUAACUAGCACUCUUAAGAAGCAUCUAAGAAUCCAUACGGGUGAGAGGCCUUUUGAAUGCUCAGAGUGCGGAAAGAGAUUCAGUCAGAGUGGCACUCUUCAACAGCAUCAGAGAAUCCACACAGGGGAGAAACCUUUUGAAUGCGUAGAAUGUGGAAAGAAAUUCCGUCAGAGGGGCCAACUUCAGCAGCAUCAAAGAAUCCAUACCGGGAAGAAACCUUUUGAAUGCUCAGACUUUGAAAGAGCAUCACUCAUAGAGCCUGUGUUUCCAAACUUGGAAGAAUCUGAAGGAGGAGAAUCCAUGACAUGGCUUAGCCUGUGACAAGCACUUGAGUUGUAUAUUACACCUGAAGGAAAACCAGAUUCCAGAAAGAGUUGAAACCUUAUAUAGUCUUGGAAAGAAAGGACAAAUAAAUAGAACAGGCACAGCAAACGCAGGGGAGAGGAGAAUUGAGACAACCAGAGCUUGGAUUAUGAAUUCAAAAUUACAGUUUAAACAUUUCCUUAACA